Molecule: messenger RNA, 2015 nt
Organism: Pantherophis guttatus
Lineage: Eukaryota; Metazoa; Chordata; Lepidosauria; Squamata; Colubridae
Gene: SPATA6
Product: spermatogenesis associated 6
Biological process (GO): spermatogenesis; motile cilium assembly
Cellular component (GO): sperm head-tail coupling apparatus
Molecular function (GO): myosin light chain binding
Source: RefSeq, a predicted model, not a curated record
UCUCGGCCCUCCAAACCCGCCGUGGAUACGGUUAGCCACGCCUUCUCGCUCCUACCACUCUCAGGGGCCCCAUUAGCGUUCCGGCGCUAUGGCAACGGAGUCUGUCUGGCGCGUUCCGGGCCUAGCCAAGCAACGCGUCCUAUGAAGGGCCGGAAUAGGAGGGUCCCGCCCGUCCGCCCCUCAUUCCCUCUUCAGCCUGCUCUUCUCAUCUGGCGGCUGACAGACGAGGCGGCCUUAUGGCGCCCUGCAAGGGUUUCGUUUGCGUUCUGGAGCUGCAUAUCCGCACGCACUUCCGGAAGACUACCAGGAGAGGGUUAAUAUAGCUUCAAGUGGGAACCAUUCCAAGCAUAGAUGUGAUUACAGAAAACAAUGACUUAUUUUGCAAAAGUGGGGAACCACCCAUGGUUUAUCCCAGUAUAAAUGGAUAACAUGCCCAGGUGUUACAUUGAAAUCCAGAGAAGAUGUCUAUGUCAGUGCAUGUAUUUUGGGGCAGCAUAAGAAAACUUCAUGUGUUCGUGCAAUAUUUCCCCUGAUAUUUGAUGAGAAAUUAAUGUUUGAAAAAGUAUAUACUGAUGUAGUUGACCCAGGAGAUCUUGUUGAACUUUUUGAAACUGAUACAUCAGUGGUUCACUUAAUACAAACUGUUCCUCCAGUGGGAGAAAUUUUGGCCAGAUAUGAAGAAAAUACAAGGGAUUUCCUUUUUCCUGCUCCUAAGUUUAUCCAUCAACCACGAAAUUCAGUUCGUGAGGUUUUAAUGAAAAAGGCCUACGAUUUUACAGGAAUUGCACCAAAAUUGAAGUUUCACACAACUUGUGUUAUUUCAGAAAGUCUGUUAAAUUCAGCAAAAGCUCAGAAGCAGAAACAGGAUAAUUUAGAUGGGCUGUUUCAUUCAUCUACAGAAGGAAUGCGACAGAUCAAAUCUUCAAAGAAGAACACAGCUUCACCUGACAGAAACAGGCCCUGUUUAGCAACAAAAAGUUAUGAGCAACCCACAAUAGCAUCUGUUUCUCGAUCUCCUUCUCCGUAUACAAAAAGACGUAUGUGUGAGCUUCUGAAAAUCAGACAACGCCUGGCUCACUUAGACCUAGGGCCUUUUGAUUUCAGGAAGGAAACAGACAGACCUCCAUUUGUAAUUCGUCGUGUUGAAGAGUUGACUCCCUCACCUGAUGUUCAUACUUGGUGUCAUUCUAAGAACAAUAACAAAGAAGGAGCAGCCUAUGAUCCUAGCCUUCUUGGCAGUUACAGACCCAAAAAUAAAAUUAUUGGAUCGCAUCAUGAGAAAUACUUUGAUUAUUUUCCCGAUGCCUAUGAGGAACACUUGUUCACAAAAAUGACCAGUAGGCAGGUUUAUUCAGAUCGACUGUUAAUGCAUUCAGCACCUGCAUCAUUGCCGAAAUUUUUUUCAACUCCUAUGUUAGAUCGCUCAUCUCUUAGAGAAAGGUAUUAUACAGGUUGGAACACACCAAUAAAUGGGGACGAGAUUCAUAAACGAGUGAAAAAUAUUUUAAGGACGCACAGUGCAAGGCAAAAGCUAACAUUUGAUGAAACUUCUUUGUCAAAGGAAGAGUCUGCUAAGACAAGAGACUCCACUAGGACAAUUGAUUUCGGAAAAAGAGAUUUUUCACAUACAGAUUCUUUAAACACUAAUUUUCAAAACAGUUCAUUCAGCCAGCCAAACGUGAUGGUUCAUUUGGAUAAUGAUGAAUAUUGGACCAGUCAAGUUGCGGAGUAUAAAAACAAGCCCCACAGAGCCAUCUUUGAAGACAGCCUGGAAAAAAUCUAUCGAAACAUGUACAGAAAAGCUUCCAGCUCACUUUCAAAGAAUAAAUCAAACUAAAUUCCUAAUAAGUGCUUUAGGUGAAAAUGAACAGUGUACAAGAUCAGUAUUUUUUAAUUACGAAGAGUCUAAUGACUGUAUUCUAUUUUUUAACGGAACUGUUUUUACAUAAGUAUGUGAAAUUUCUAAGGCUGGGAUUUUCAAUAUAAAAAUAAAAUCUGGAUGAUUUUUAUUACAA